Messenger RNA from Cladocopium goreaui, 912 nucleotides. The record is from the annotation of a GenBank genome assembly. Lineage: Eukaryota; Dinophyceae; Suessiales; Symbiodiniaceae.
GAAAUCAAAGAAGUGCCUUCCAAGGGUUUGGGGGCUGUGGCCAUACGAGACAUCGGGGAAGGUGAGUUGGUGGUUGAAGAACGGCCGUCGAUCACCUUUGUGGAUCUCCCGGACUGGGAGGGGAAGAUCCAGGAGCAGUUCGAGAUGCUUCCUGCUAAGACCCAAGAGGCCUUGAUGGAACUGCAUGACAUCGACGAGAGCAAGAGCCUCACGGGGGUCUUCAACACCAACAGCAUUGGUUGCUACAGCGAGUCUCUGGACGGAAGUCUCUGCGUCGUCGUGAGUCGCUUCAACCACAGCUGUUUGCCCAACUGUGAGCAGUUCUGGGAUGAUGACAUGUUCCGCCAGAAGCUGUUUGCCUGCCGGGACAUCUCCAAGGGCGAGGAGCUGUGUUUCUCCUACGUGGAACCCUUCCUGUCCUUGGCCGAGCGUCAGCAGAUCUUCCGGCAGCGCUACGCCUUCCACUGCCGCUGCCCCGCCUGCACCGAUCGCAAUGCAGCCAGCGACGCGCGGCGGAAGCGCCUGGGGGAAGUGGUGCAAGAUCUAAACCGAGGCGUCAACAAGAACGGCGACGCUGCUGUGGCAUUGGCCAAGGAGAUGGAAGAACUAUGUGCUGAGGAGGGCUUGGCCCUGCAGGGCUUCCGUGCGCAGGCCGCCUACCACGCCUUUCAAUGCCUGUUGUUGGCACGACGACCCAAGGAGGCAAAACCUUGGAUCCGACGUGCGCGGCAACAGCUGCAGAAGACCCGAGGAGAGGAUCAUCCGGAUGUGGCAGUGCUGAGAGGCUACGAGCAAGAUCCCUUGAGCCACCCAGCAGCCACUGAUGAGCAGAUUGAUUGGGCGCCCGUGGCGGGGCUAGUGGUUGUCGCCUCGGCCAUUGUGUUGGCGCUGCAGGGUCAAGGUGCACCAUAG